Scatophagus argus is the source of this 3499-nucleotide messenger RNA. RefSeq names its product E3 ubiquitin-protein ligase ZFP91-like. The transcript is spliced from 11 exons. The coding region runs from base 396 to 2351 and encodes 651 amino acids. The record is from RefSeq and is a predicted model, not a curated record. Gene Ontology annotation, molecular function: transcription coregulator activity. Gene Ontology annotation, biological process: regulation of transcription by RNA polymerase II. Gene Ontology annotation, cellular component: nucleus. Lineage: Eukaryota; Metazoa; Chordata; Actinopteri; Scatophagidae.
AUUUCACAGUCGGUUCUAAUUAGUAUGGAAGCCCGUCAGUCCAAACAUGAUACCUUCGCUUGUCCCCGCUACUGCUGCUAAUCUUAAAGGAGACGCAUCCCAAACAGGCUCAGUCUCUUCCAAAGAUGCAUGAGGUUCGCUAUAGCUUUAAGAAGUAAAUAAUGCUGAAUGUUUGUAAAAUUAUGUUCAUCAUACGACGUAACCGUUUUAUUAAUAAGCUAGAUAAUGAAAUUCUUGCGUACUAAGUGAAAACUUAGUCUUGACCCAGCUAGCAAAACUUGGUCCCAGUAGGGCCUUCUGCGUUACGCUGGUCUUGAAUAUCCCACGUAAUGGUCAUAACUAACUGGUUAUAAAAGUGUGGAAGGGUCAUAAUAGUUAACGUAAAUAAGAGCAGCAUGACUUCAGAGGAAGACGAGAUUUCAGGUAGUCGUCCUAGGACUGAGACAACCGGAGCCGCAACGGAGGCCGCAAAACCGUCCACGGACUCGACUGAUCCGUCCAGCCGGAGAAGAGGAAGUACACGGCGCAUAACAAGAGCAGUGGUCUCCGGUGAGUCUCGGGCUCGUACCGAGUGUCCGGUGCGUGUUUUGCGUGCCAGAGGAGCCGGCGCUGGCAGGAUUAGCGAGUCCAAAAAUGAUACUUGCAAGAUAAAACCUCCAAGUCUGCACCGUGGGCGUGGGAGACCUGUCGGAUCACGCUGCAAAGACACACCUGGCGUGCAAGCUGCAAUAAAGAAGUCAACAGCCAAAAAAGCGUCCAAACACACUCUUGGACCAAAGCUGUCCAAAUGUAGAAAGGUCAAAGGAAAGUCUCCAGCCCAGGCCUCUCGCACCACAUCAGCGGCUGCAUGCAAGACUGAAGUAGAGAUGGAUGCUUCUUUGUGUGGAGAGGAAACAGGUGCUUCCAAAGGCAGCAAACACAACGUUGCAGAUCCAGACGCGGCUCUCUGCGAGGACCCUUCAGUCGGAGAUGACCCAAACGACCUCAUCUGUAAAUCUGAGAUGAAGAUGGGAAAAUCAAGGUGGCAUGUAACACUACAACAAAAGGAAGUUAAGAAAGAGGAUUCAGAAAAGGAGGAAGAAGAAAAUGACACUAAAAUCAGACAGUCGGCCAAGGUUGCUAUGCAAAGUGGAACGGACGAUAACACAGAGUCACCCAGAAAGAGAGGUAGGCAACACAAAGACGAUAAGGGACCUCGGCUGCCAAAACGAAGGAAAAAGCCCCCAGUGCAAUAUGUCCGCUGUGAAAUGGAGGGCUGUGGUACUGUCUUAGCCCACCCACGUUACCUACAGCACCAUAUAAAAUACCAGCACUUGCUAAAAAAGAAGUAUGUGUGUGAUCAUCCAUCGUGUGGGCGCUUGUUUCGCCUGCAGAAGCAGCUGCUGCGCCAUGCAAAACACCACACAGAUCAAAGGGACUACAUCUGUGAGUAUUGUGCUCGAGCCUUCAAGAGCUCCCAUAAUCUGGCUGUGCACAGGAUGAUCCACACAGGAGAGAAGCCCAUACAGUGUGAGAUUUGUGGCUUCACCUGCCGUCAAAAGGCCUCCUUAAACUGGCACAUGAAGAAGCACGAUGCAGAAGCCUCCUACCAGUUCUCUUGCUCUAUUUGUGGCAAAAAGUUUGAGAAAAAGGACUCAGUGGUUGCCCACAAGGCCAAGAGCCACCCCGAGGUGCUCAUAGCUGAAGCCCUGGCAGCGAAUGGGGGCUCAGUAAAAAGCUGUCCCACCCCAAUCCCAGAGACUGUCCCAGUGCUCACCCAGCUUGACCAGCCCUCUGUCAGCCAGGAGAUCCAGGAAGUGGUGAGUGGUACUCUCACUCCACUGCAGCAGGUGGUGCUCCCGCUCGCUCCAGAGACGCAGAUUGAUGUAACUCAAAGCCAGUUCCUCCAGUUGCCAACACAUCAUGUGGUGCAGGUGGCACAGCAGCAGCAAGCCCCGACCCUGCUGCACCUCACCACUGCUUCUCCUGCUCAACUUUCCAACAACAGCCUCCCCCAACUCACCCAGCUCCCUUCCAUUCCUGCUUGCACUGUCACAUCCAUGUCCACUGCCAACCCCCAGAGCACCCUCUUCACUCUGAGCACCGUCACCCCACUGGCCUCCGCAGCCUCCCUGGCUUCCCCGCAGGCAGUGCAGUGGGGCAAGGAGACUCAUCAGGAUGCACAGCUGCCUGGGGAGGGCACUCUGUGGGACAGGGUGGUGGUGGGUGAAGGUCAUCAGAAUGUAAGGGAGAUGAUGUGGGAGGGUAACGGGGAGAGGAGGAAAGAAGAUGAGGGGAUAGUUUGGGAGAGGGAUGGAGAGAGACAGGUUCUGUUACAGUGUGCUGAGGCUCAUGGGGACAGUUUAAUGUAGACUGAUGGCCUGAAAAUGGGCUGCAUGGGAACUUUAUGAACAUUAAGCUGAAGGAGACAUAAAUCAGAAGAAAGUUUUGAUUUAAUAAAGGAAUAAAAGGCUGAAUGACCUGACAAAAGUUGAUAAAGUAACAUAAAUAUAUGAAAUGACAGACUUCAUGGGGGUAACGCAGUAGUUGUAUAUUUUACAUCAGGGAGUGUGAUUUAUAAUAAUACAGAUUACAUAAACUUCUGUUAGUACUUAAUUUUGUAACUAUUUGUUUUUGUCGCUGUUUUAUUUGUUUAAAUAUAUUUAUGUUUUUAAUUGUUAUAGAGAUUUAAAAGACUGAAAGAUUGUAUAUAUUGUACAAGAAAGUCAAAAAUGACAUUUAUGUCGCCACAGUAUCCCUGCUGUUUUUGUUGCAUCUUUUUGCAAGGUUAAUGGAUACGUUUGACUGACAUAAUUGGGUUAACUUUCCUAGUUUCAGUUAUGUAAAAGUUGCAACGUGAGCAGCAGCUACAACCAGAUGAGUUUUCUUUGUGUAAAAAGGAUAUUUAGACACUACUAAUGUCUAUGAUUUCUUUUUUGUCAGAUCAACAUUCUUUUACUUCCAAUAGACAUUUUGACAAAGACAAACUACAGACAAAAUCUUCAGAGUAGUUUUUGAAGUCAUUUGGGAAACGUGACAUCUUUUGUUUACAAAAUGAGACAGGCAGACAUUUUGACUUGUAGAAGCAUUAAAAGCAUGAGUGUCAUUAAUAACAUUAAUGAUGGUGUCCCAGGAAGUUAUUUCCAUGUGACAGUGGGUCUGCAUGCACAAAACCAGGACCCUUAUUACCUAAUAUUAUAUGUCAAAGUAUAAUUUUCCAAAUGACAUUUGUUUGUAUUUACUUUCCAGAAUGUCAGUGGUUUCACUUUCCUUGCAAAUUGUGCUCUGUUCUGUCUGAUUUAAAUUACAGAUUUUUGCUUUAAUAUUUUUACACCAUCGAGACAAUGCAGGAAGCAGUAUUAUGAUGGAAUAGUUUUGUAAGCAGUUUUUUUUUUUCAAAGCAAUCUUAGAUGAUAAAAUAUACCUCUGUACACUGCCACUACUACUGAGCACUAGUGAGCUUACACUUAAUUUAUCAGAAGAUGUAUUUAGAACUACAAUAAACAAAUUAUGUUCUGAA